Molecule: messenger RNA, 1883 nt
Organism: Dentiscutata heterogama
Lineage: Eukaryota; Fungi; Glomeromycota; Glomeromycetes; Diversisporales; Gigasporaceae
Source: the annotation of a GenBank genome assembly
UGAGUAACAUGCAAAGUCGCUUUAAAAAUUUGGCUCAAUAUGAACAUACUCAAAAGUCAUUGGAUGAAGUGCGUGCAUUGUUCAUUCAGGAACGUGAGCAAGCAGAAAAGACAGGACCUUUGGAGAAACUGCAAGCAGAACUUUCAGAAAAAAAUAUUCAAUUAAAACUCCUUGAAGAAAGUAAUCAGACAUUGAGAGCUUCAAGUGAACGACUAGAAAAACAAGUUACCACGUCGGAAUCUUCGUUGAAAGAAGCAGAGGAAAAAGUGCAAGCACUAGAUGCACAAAUCAAAAGUCUACAACUCGACCAAGAUAGUUCCACUCAAGAAAUGAAGAUACUCAAAGAAGACAAUGAACGAUGGAAAAACCGAUUCCACACCGUUUUGCAGAAAUAUGGAAUCAGUGAUCCUACCGAAUUGCAACAUUUGAAAGAUAAUUUGAAGUCCACCACGGAAGAUCGUGAUAAACUUAAAGCUGAAAAUGGUAAAUUGCGGAACGAUUUUACUUUAGCAAGGAAACAGUGUGAAAUUAUUAAAAGUCAGGCAGUAAAAAUCAAAAAUAAGCUUGAUCAAACGGAGAAAGAAAAAUCUGCUCUAACGCAAGAUAAAGCAAACUUGGAAAAAGAUAAAGCGACACUUACUCAAGAGCUUACAAAAGAAAAAACCAACCACGAUAAUCUACGGAAAAGAGUGAGUAACAUGCAAAGUCGCUUUAAAAAUUUGGCUCAAGCCGAACAAACGAAGAAAGAACUAGAGGAGUUGAAGCAAAAACAUCAAGAUGUUUCUAAAGAAUUAGAGGAGUUGAAACAACAAGGCUUAGAGUUUACAAAACAAAUCGAAGGGUUAAAGAAAGAAUUACAAGAUGAGAAAGAGAAAACUUCAGAUUAUCUUCGGUACAAGGCACAAGAAUCGAUGUUCUCUAGUAAAAUUAAAAAGUUGGAGACGGAAAAGGCAGAGUUAAAAAAUCAGAUAAAUCAGCUUCAACAACAACAAACAACAUCCCAACAAAAUAUUCCAAAAUCAGACACUGUACCGAAUACAAUGGAAAUAACGUCAUCUUCGCCUCCUCCCACUUUGCCUCCUCCCACUUUAACGCUUCCCGUUUUACCACCUUCCAUUAUACCACCUUCCACUUUGCCUCAAGUAAACAUAACGAAACCCCCUACUGCUUCACAACCAACAUCAACAGCUUUAACGAUUAUUCCGCCUCCAAUAGACGUUUCAGCAACUGCUACUGAGACCAAGGAACUGCCUCAGUCAUCUAAUAACGCAGACGCUAAUGACGGAACGAUAGGUGCUGCUACGUCACCAACUUUAAAACAAGUUGCUGUAAUUGUUCCUUCUGCACCUGCAGUUACACCGAAUGUGCCAAAAGAGAAGCCGCCAGUCAAAUUACAAAGAAAUCGCGUUCCGCUAACUGUAUCGCAAUCACCGAAGAUAACCCCGGUUCAAGUUGUUGUAUCGACACCACCACCAAUAGAGGAACAGCAACUAGUUUCACGUACAUUAGCUACUUCUGAGUCUCAUUCCAGUGAAACGAGUGCCGUCGAAUCUUCCGAACCAGGAAUUGCAAUACAGCCAGCUUCUACUGAGGUUACUAAUAGUUCUCAUGAAAUAGUUGGACGUAAGCGUUCUAGAGAUGAUUCUGAAGAUACAUCAACCGGAAAUGAAGUAAUUGUUGAAAUGCAAGAUGUCCAGACAUCUGAUAAUUCUAAUACUAAUGUUGAGGUUGUACCACAAUCUCCUGUUAAUAAAAACAUUGAAGUGACGGAUAUAUCGGAAUCGGUAGAAAAUAAUAAUCAAGUUGAUACUAAUGAAUCAGUAGAACAACAACAACCAUCUCCUAAAAGAGUUAAAGUAGAAGAUAGUAGUUCAGAUGCUUGA